AUGAAGAGGCACGCGAUUGUUUCUGCUAUCGCCGCUACAGCUGUUCCGGCUCUUGUGAUGGCUCGUGGUCACAAGAUCGAGAAUGUUCCUGAGAUGCCUCUCGUUGUCAGUGACUCAGCUGAAGCCGUGGAGAAGACUUCGGCUGCGAUCAAGGUUUUGAAGCAGAUCGGUGCUUAUGACGACGCCGAGAAAGCAAAGAACAGUAUCGGAAUCCGUCCUGGUAAGGGUAAAAUGAGGAACCGUCGUUACAUUUCUAGGAAAGGUCCU
Camelina sativa (false flax) is the source of this 267-nucleotide messenger RNA. Lineage: Eukaryota; Viridiplantae; Streptophyta; Magnoliopsida; Brassicales; Brassicaceae. The record is from RefSeq and is a predicted model, not a curated record.